Quercus lobata is the source of this 1359-nucleotide messenger RNA. RefSeq names its product disease resistance protein SUMM2-like. The record is from RefSeq and is a predicted model, not a curated record. The transcript has a single exon. NCBI's taxonomy places the organism in Eukaryota, Viridiplantae, Streptophyta, Magnoliopsida, Fagales, Fagaceae. The annotation marks the transcript as partial. Gene Ontology annotation, molecular function: ADP binding.
UUGAUAUCAUACAGGUACUUGCCAAUGGAGAUAUUAGGCUCAUUUCUUGAGCUUGGGAAAAUAAUAUUGGCUCCGAUUAUUGAAUAUUAUAAUCAUUACAGAGGUGCUGAUGAACAUUUGAAAAAUCUAAAGAGAAAACGAGAUGAUUUAGAAUGCAAAAAGUCAGACAUAGAAUUAGAAAUGAGGGCAGAACUUGUUCCAGGAAAGAAACCAAAAAGAGAAGUUAAAUCUUGGCUCCAAAAGGUAGAAACGAUUAAUGAGGAGAUACAAAAGAUUGAGCAAGAGGCUAUCAGAGGGAAGUAUCUCUCACGUAUGCACUUUGGAAGAGUUGCUUGCGAGAAGAUACUAGAGGUGACAGAAUUAAUUGAUCAAAGUUGUGGUUUCGGUGAUUGUUUGGUAAUUGGUCCACCUGUAAGGAAUGGAGAUGAAUUGCCAACAAGAGCAUUAGUGGGAGAGAGUACAGCCAAAAGAACAUUGGAAAAGAUUUGGGAACACUUGUUAGAUGAAGAUUUUAGAAUAAUUGGUGUUUAUGGUAUGGGAGGAAUUGGUAAAACAACUGUGAUGAAAGAAAUCAAUAAUCGCCUAUUAAAAGAGAGAUACGAGUUCAAUUCUGUAAUUUGGGUUACCGUAUCAAAGGCAUUCAAUGUUAUCAAACUACAAAAUGACAUUGCAUGCCAUUUGAAUCUAGAGAAUGAACUCUCAAAGUUCAAGGAUGAAACAACGAGGGCAGGGAAGUUGUAUGCAGAAUUGAAAAAAAGGAAGAGGUAUGUGCUAAUCCUAGAUGAUAUGUGGAAAGCAUUUCCUUUGGAAAUUGUAGGGAUCCCAGAGCCUACUUCGGCAAAUGGUUGCAAAUUGGUAUUGACGACUCGAGAUGUUAAUGUUUGUAAUGGAAUGAAUUGUGUAAAUAUUAAAAUGGAGCUUCUUUCAAUAAAAGAGUCACGGGAUUUGUUUUUAAAAACAGUGGGCUGUGAUGUUUCGAAUAUUCCAAAAGAUGUUGUGGAAGGAGUUGUCAAAGAAUGUGCCCAUUUGCCUCUUGCAAUCAUCACUGUAGCAGGAAGUUUGAAAAAUGUAGUCGAUAUUUCAGAGUGGAGGAACACAUUGAAUGAGUUGAAGACACCGGUGAAGGGUCUCGAACAUGUAGAUGUAGUAUUUCAGAAGCUUCAACUUAGUUAUAAACGCUUAAACAAUAAGAAACUCCAACGUUGUCUCUUGUUUUGUGCACUAUACCCUGAAGACUACGAGAUUUAUAGAGACAAUUUGAUAGUGCAUUUGAUUGAUGAGGGAGUAAUAAAAAGCAUGAGUAAAAGGCAAGCAAUGCUGGAUAAGGGCCAUACUAUGUUGAAUAAACUUGAAAAUGCC